Molecule: messenger RNA, 3290 nt
Organism: Agrilus planipennis (emerald ash borer)
Lineage: Eukaryota; Metazoa; Arthropoda; Insecta; Coleoptera; Buprestidae
Product: probable serine/threonine-protein kinase DDB_G0282963
Exons: 5
Coding region: 140-3025 (961 amino acids)
Biological process (GO): regulation of transcription by RNA polymerase II
Molecular function (GO): DNA-binding transcription factor activity, RNA polymerase II-specific; RNA polymerase II cis-regulatory region sequence-specific DNA binding
Source: RefSeq, a predicted model, not a curated record
GGUGUCGAUCGUCGUCCAUUGACGGCCAGCUGAUUUGAGUUGACAAUAAAAUGUUCCGGUUCUUCGUUUUUAAGUUUAUUUAAAUGUUUUCGGAAGAAGUGCCGCAACUUUUCUAAUGCCAUAUAAACUGUAGAUAAUAAUGGAAACACAAAAAUGGCCAUCCCAACGCCCAUUAAUUGCAGAAAAAUGUCCAGAAAAAGCAGAUGACUACAUGAACAAUGGUAGCAGUUUCAACAACCUGCUGGAAAAUGUCGAAGGAAAUAGUAAUAGUGAGAAUUCCAGAAAUUUAAAUAACGAUUCUCGGGUAAAAAAUGUUGUUGAAACGGCUAUUAGUGAAAAGUCCAGAAAAACUAUUGAUAAAAUCUUAGAGGAAGUAAAAAAUUUAACACCUGUAGAGUUGCUGUUUCUUUACUUAAAAUUACCUACAGAAUGCAGCAAUUCAAUUAAUCCUCUCCAAAAACCACUUAAUCCAUUGGGAAGCAGAUCAGAAAUUAAUCAGACCAUAAUGUGGAUUAAAACCCAUUUGGAAGAAGAUCCCGAGUUAUCGCUACCUAAACAAGAUGUUUAUGAUGAAUAUCGGUCGGAGUCGAAGAGUCGCAGUAAAAAGUGCAAGGUGCAACAAAAUCAACAGGUGACAUGUACCGGAAGCGGUGGUCCGAAUACAUCUCCCAACAGCGGCACCGUGUCAACAGCUACAAAUGACGCCAAUCAAACUUCACCUGAGGGCCUCGGACCAGUCUGUGAUAAAUCACUAGCGUUACCUGACUUUCGCAGUUUGCAGAAGUCUGUCGUCGAAAUGGGGACGACCGAUACCUUAUGUGAUCUUUCGGGUGAUAAAGUUGAAAAGGCAUUGAAUAGUGAGAACACCGCAAACGUAUCUAAUUUUGGACUUAAAGAUAACCAUACAGGAAAGGUACCUAUACCUCGGAUAAAUUCGAGUGUAAAUAAAGUUUCGCCAGUAGUAUCUCCCAAGAGAGCGAAAAAUGCAAAGUACAAAAUGAUUCAGCCUAAAUCAGAACCAUGUGAUAUUGCAUCGUACAACCCGCAUGCCACUUUCGGCACUGUGGACCAUCGAUCUCAAGAUAAUAUUAACAAUAGUCAAUGCACGGCACGUAAAGUGGGCGGCAGGAGGCUAAAAACGGUCGAGAAACCGGUCGAAGUGAAAACCGAAGAGAAAAUCGAUCAACUGUGUACAGUUGAUUUCCCUAUCACACGAGAACGUUUGAUAAGCAUCAGUCAAGUCGAUAAAGACGCGUUGGACGAUUAUUUAGGAACCAACAACAGUCAGGAGCACGAAGAAGAACUUAUGAAGUAUUUCGAAAACGAACACUUGGAAAAAGAACAGUCCACCAAACUAUCACAAUUGAGACAACUAUUAGAAAGUAACGGUCAUCACGCCAGUAAAAGAGACGAUACUGACGCUAGAAUUAACUUGGUUUCACUUUUGAAUUCUUCUAAUCAAAGUGCAUUUACUAAAGCACCAGCAGCAAACGAUCAGGACAACGACGUAUUGUCUCCCGUUAUUCCGCAAGCGAUCCCAAUUCAGAAUUCUCUGCAGGUGUCUUCAUCUGGUCAGCACCUAAGUGCCCGUAGACGAGUUAGUAUUGACACCACUUCUUCUUCCCACAUCGAAGAUACCGUGCCUCCCAGUCCUAGUACGCGACGAAAGAAUUUCAGUUUCAUGCCAAUCUCACCCGGACCAGUCUCUCCCGGUGGUGGUAGACAAUCGAAAUCGUCCAGCACAACUGCAAGUCCCUUCGUUAGUCCUAGAAACACGCCUGUUCCCAGGUCAAAAACUAACAUGCAUCAGUGUUCAGUGAGCUCGUUUGUUUCGGGAGUCUGUGCCGCUCCUAUUCAGAAAAAGCAAAACGCGUCAAAGUUGCCUUUAAAAAUAAAACAGGAAGUUGAUUUUCAAAUGGAUUCGGAGAAGCAGUUAACCAUAUCGACCAACGUUCCUAACUACAUGGCCAUGUCCGCGCCGCCCAGUCCGAAAGUAAAAUCGAAAAAUACAUCAAACCUUUUACAACAACUACUGAAUUCUAAACGCAGAGUAUCUUACGCACAACCAGACGGCGUAAACGUUCACAAUUCACUUAUAACGAAGUUUAAUGAACCACUGUGUGCUGAGGUGACCCAAUUGUUAACCGGAAACAAUCCGACAAUCGCGCCAGAAGUGGGUUUCCGAUCUCAGUCGGUUCCACUCCAUCAAAUGUCACUAAAAUCAGAAAUGAAUGCUCUGACUUCUCCUCUGACUCCAAACAACUGCAUUACUCAAUUUCCAUUUAGCGUCGAUAGUAGCUCUGUGAGCAACACCCCGAUUCCAAACGAGUUCAAUGACUUUGAUACGUUUUCGGGAGGUGCAGAUAACAUAAACAUGAACAAGAUCUUAAACGAAUUAGAAAACGAAAACGUCGUACCAAUAUCGGAAGCCGACACGUUAAUGCAACAUGCCGAAUUCGGGAAUAUGGAUAUCUCGCUCAACAACAAUCUGGCCUCUUUAAAUAUCGGACGUGACGGGUUUGCCCUCGACUUCGCACAAGACACUGGUCAGGGAGAGGCGGAUUUAAAUUCGAACCUGAAAGUUGUGGUGCCUCUCGCCCCCAUCGACAUUGAAGCUACAUUAAAAUACAACCCCUCUAGAUCGGUACCCGGCACCCCGUUACCUUACUGCCAUUCCAAAAAUGAUGUCGCAAAAAAUUAUCGUUCAUAUCCAUCAACUCCACUGGCUACAACAGAAACGUUCACGUACAGUACAGGACACGAUUACUUGCUAAAUGGGCAACCUGUGAAAGAGAAACUAGAAGAGGAAAUGAAUGCCGAUUAUUUACCGAAUCCUGACAGUCAAGACAUCUACAGUUUUAACGUGACCGAUGCCGGAAUAUUGUUGAGCGACAAUAAAACCGAAUUUAACUUCGAAGGGCAGCUUUCUGAAGACAGUUUUGGUGCUAAGAAUGAUGUAAAUCCUAUUUUAGGGGAUAACUGUGUUAUUAUCAACAGUUACGAUUUUAGAAACGUGACUGAAUAAUUACUAUUAGAAUAUUGGAGUUUUUUCCGUACAUUCUUCAUUUUAUUUUCUAUUUUUUUUCUCGAUGCGAUUUCUGUUUUGCUGUCACCUUUUAAUUAUUAAAUUUUAUUAUUAAACUUCUAGUUGAUUCUUGCCAAAAAAAAGUCUACACGGUUAUUUUGUUAUUAAUGUUUAGUUUAAUCGCUACUGACAUGGCCAAAAAAAAUUCGAAUAUAUUUAUAUAGUUAUUAUUACUAAAUAUAUGUACCUAAAUGCGUUAUGUANU